Messenger RNA from Ogataea polymorpha, 804 nucleotides. RefSeq lists its product as uncharacterized. Lineage: Eukaryota; Fungi; Ascomycota; Pichiomycetes; Pichiales; Pichiaceae. Bases 1 to 804 code for a protein of 267 amino acids. The record is from RefSeq and is a predicted model, not a curated record. The transcript has a single exon.
AUGGAACAGGAUGAUGAUGAGAUCUCUUUGCGAUCCUUGGAGUCAACAAUAUCAGACUUCAAUGAUCGGCAAGAUUUGUUCGUAUCAGUCUCAGUCCAGGGGGAGGUGCAUGACAAAUGGGUCCUCACGACAAUUCCAAUGAGCAACAACCACAUUUCCUCAAGACCAGUUGCGCAAAGUCUUUUGAGGAAUUCGAAUAAUGAACUGUCGAGGAUAAUUGAGCUGAGAAAGCUUUCUCGAAGCGUGAGGACGCCUGAAAAAUUAAAGUACAAUGUGCUAGACGGGUCCGCUCUGACAAAAUUGAACUGGAUGAAACUCUUAAACGGGUAUAUUCGUGGUUCAGAGAAACCAAUGGCGUUUGAUGAGUCAGAUUUCUCGCUUUGUCUUAGAUAUAAAGCUGUGAGCUAUGCUGCUACCAAAGCUUCCCUCUUAUCGAAAUUCUGUGCAGAUUGCUCGAGUAUUCUGAACUCUGAAAAGCCAACCCCAAUUUUGGUCGAGGGUUUGAUCAUCAAUCACCGCGAAGAGAUCCAAGAUAGCAAAAUGAGCUCAAAUAAAGAAGAAAAGUCUUCAAGGAGAGGGUUUCUUUUUUUUGGUAAGAGGACCACCAACUUAAUGAGAUACGCGUCUGCGCUUGACGAGCUUGUCAGUGUUCUGGAAAGAGUGGAAACCGAAAGUAUUCCACUGUCCCAUAAGAUCGAACGGUUCGUGAAUCACUAUUAUAUGUCCUUCAUCGAGAAAGAUUACCUGACUUUCAUGCACCAAAUCGAACAGGAGUCAGAGUUUUUAAUUGACAACUGGAUAUAG